Molecule: messenger RNA, 3917 nt
Organism: Polistes canadensis
Lineage: Eukaryota; Metazoa; Arthropoda; Insecta; Hymenoptera; Vespidae
Exons: 2
Coding region: 953-3760 (935 amino acids)
Source: RefSeq, a predicted model, not a curated record
AACAAAGAUAGAGAGAGAGAGACAAAAAUUUCUCGGUUAUGUUAUUAUUAUUAUAAUAAGAAGUUAUAAAAAAAGUGUUCAGCUACUAUGAUCUUUUAUUCAUUCCCAUCGUGAAUGAUUUUUUCCAAUUGGAAUAAAGAGAAAAAUUUAACAGAAGAAUUAAUUGAUCGGGCUAUGAUAAAAGGGCUGGGGAAAUAAUUCUCGAAUCUGAUCGAUUUAACGAACACAAUUUGCACGAAUUUGUGCGUAACAAAAUGUGACGGACGGGCUAAUUGAACGUUUAUUAAUCCUGUCGAAAUAUUACGAAUGACUGAAAACAACAAAUAUAUAUAUAUAAAAUUAUAUGUAUAAGAAUGUAGAAAUAUCUGACUGAUUUGAGAUUCUAAAAAAAUGACGAAAAUACCUACGAAUAUUAGAGCAACAAUGAUCGGUAGGUAAGAAGAAGAAGAAGAAGAAACAAAAAGGGACAGGAAACUGUUCUCCUUCCCCCAUUAUCAGCAUCAGGAUCAGCAUCAGCAUUAGCCGUUAAACAUAAGAAAAAAUAUUGAAUAAUUCUACGAGUAUUUCUCAAUUCACACAUUCUUCUUCCGAUAUAUAUAUUUACGGCAUUAAAUAGAAAAUGAACGAAGAAAAAGAAAAGAAGAAAAAUAAUAAUAAUAAUAUAUUAGAAAUAAUCGCAAAGACUGGUCCUCUCGUAAGUGUCCUUAUUUCGAGAAUCCUCUCAUAAUAAUCGCAGUUGUCAUCGCGUAUAUCUCAGUCAUUAAAAAAAACAAACGUGAUAGUUUUUGUUGAUAAAAAUAAAUCCUACACACACACACACACACACACACACCAACCAUCUAGCUUUGUCUCGUUUAUAAAUUUCCUAAUUCUCCCGGUUAUGGAAUGAUCCUGUGUUCGACCGAAAUACUUGGACGUUUGCUACGAGCACGCCUAAACACUAUCGAGCAUCAUGAUAGGAACGAUGCGUUUGCUUAUCUCGUCAUUGAUAAUUACAAUGCAAUUUUAUGGAAACGUUUGUUUGUCGAACGGUGACGGCGGCCCUAAUAGUCCGAUAUUCAAUUUGGAUCAUACGUCAUUGGAAAAAAAUCUAGCUGCAAUAUUCAUCAAAGUGGCACACAGUUCGGCAACCACGAAACGUAGCGUACCAGCAUAUGACGCACAAGUAUCAGCUAGUACGACAUUGUCAACUGUACCGUCCCCGUUAACGACAACUUUUAGCAGUGGUACGACAAACAACAGUGCCACGAAAUCUAACAAAUCAAUUACGACAACUACGACGACACCGAGAUCUACGACGACGACAACGACGACGAAGAAGACAAAGACGACAAUUAGCACAACGAGUACUACGAUCAGAACUAUAACACCAGCAACUAUUAAUCCAUCGUUACAUUCUAUAAGAAUUCCAAUACCACGUGCAACAGCAGCAUCAUCGGGUAUACGUGAUUUGCCAUCGUAUGCUCCACCUUCGCGAGCCUUAUUUACACCACCUUUACCACCGGAAUACCUUCAUCCGUUCGCCGACAAGCCAACGCUCAGGGGUACGAAUUCUGACGUGCAUACUGGUGCAAGAAGACCCGUACCACCUCCAAGUCUUACACCUGCCCACGAGAGAAUACCUAUCAGACCACCUGACCUAGUCCAAGUGCCUGUUUCCUCCCACGGUCCGGAAAGACACUCGCAUUCCAGGAACAAAGCCAUUAACACGAGCAACAACAACAACGGCAAUUCUAAAUUCGGUAUUGAGUUCGGUGAUAACGAUAAGAGAAAUAAUUCGAACGAAUUCGUACCGACACUUCAUUAUCCAAGCAUAUCCCGCAUACUUUCCGGUAGCAAUGGUAGAAAACAAGACAUUCCUGAGAUUCUUUUGAAACCCCUUGCUACUAAGAGUCCGUUUCAAAACGUACCGUUGGUUAUAACAACUGAGAGAUUGAGCACGUCGACGCCUAUGUUGCCGGUAACGACGUCAACCGCAACGGGAACUACUACUAUGAUGCCAAUUACCAGUAGUACGGUUGAUCCUUUUAAAAAGGUUACCCAACCGACUAUUUUCAACCUGCCAAAUACGAGAAGACAAGAAAACGAUGGCGAUUAUUUGCACGGUAUGAGAACAGAGAACGGUUUCAAAACUGACAAUAUCGAGAUAGUUGAUACCGAAAGACUGCCAAAUCCUCAACCUCAACCACCGGCACCACCGUCUAAGAGACCAAACGACAAAGUGGAUGAUCCUUUGGUACCACACAUAGACACUAAUCCCUUAGAAUCAACUUGGAAAAUUGCCUGGUCACUUCACGUUUACGUAGCGGCCAUCAUGUUUACCCUAAUGGCAUUAUAUUCGAUCUACAAGAUCGUACGUUUCAACGAAGCUACCAAUCUUCUAACCCAAUCAUAUUUCCUUGCGGUACAUCUAUUGUUAACUACCGUAUGCACAUUGAGAUGUUUUCAUUUGUUCUACGAUGCAUACAAUUUGGGACAUUCCUUGCCGGAACCAUUGUCACGGGUUUUGAUGUACUUACCGGCACCGUUGUUGUCGGCUGCAUUUGCAACACUUAUGUUGUACCUGGCCCGAUGCUCCGAGGCACCAUCCUUGAACAAUAAACUUUUGUCACCGGGUGCCCUAGUUUUUUUCUCAACCAUACACAUAAUUCUAUGCGUCUCUCUCCACGUGUCGACUCACGUGUUGGGUUAUCGAGACGAAGCUAAGAUACUACCUCUAGUUUGUCAGUGUAUCUACACCAUCGUAUGCGUAACCCUCGGCCUCUGUUAUGCUUACGUAUAUCGUGUCGUACGUUCUCAGAUACACAUUAUGAACAAUAAAACUGCUGGUGUAAAUCACGUAGUCGCUGGUAUCGAUCCAUCGACAGUGGCAUUGAGCACGGCCAUUACUACGACCAUAGCAACCGCUAUGAUCUUCGUAGUGUUGGGUUUUGUACAGCUCUAUGGUAUAUUUGGCAUACGCGAACGUUCCCUGCCUUAUCCUUGGUUCUGGUGGGGCUGGCAAUUCUUCAUAAGGUUAUUAGAACUCACCGUUUGUGGAUUAUUGGUUUGGGUUGCCAGUCUAUCGCAAUAUCCUUUAAGGGAGAAACAAUUACAACAGCAUCCAGCUCAUUCGGGUUUUGCACUAUUCCCAUGCGGGAGUUCAACGUCCACGGAAAAUAUGGACGACGUGUUGUAUCCAGCGAUAUGCAGUACCAAUCAAGCGAUACAAAAUUAUACCAUGAGGACUGGGAAACAGGUUUACGACGACAGUUUUCCGUUAAACACCUUGCCCGAACAUUUGAACAUAUCAGGUACCUUCGAAAGGCAUUCCAUACGGAAAUCCGGCACGAUGGGUCAUUUUCCCCAUGAAGGACGGGGAUCAUUGAGUCGUCAUGGCAAUGGUGUCCAAACUUUAAGAAAUUCCGAGACCAGGGCCAGGCAUACACCUGUCCCAGCUUUACACGAGCAACCUCCAACAACCGGGUCUACCAUGCUGGUUGCUGAAGAUGGCUUCGUUAGGUUUCGAAGUUUAGGUGCCGAAGAAGACGAAUUGUCCGAUACCCAGAGUAUGGUUGGUACUCAUGGUAGAGGGAGUUCGUUGGCUGGUAGCGUUAGAUAUAACGCGAGGCAUACCAACAUUCAACAUCAACAUCAACAUCAGCAACACCAGCAUACUAAUCCCCAUCAACAUCAGCAUCAACACUCGUUGCAACAGCAUAAUCACCCGAGCCAACAACAUCAGACGACGAGUCAUCAUCAACUUUACAACAAUACGUAGAAGAUUCGUCAUUGGUCGUGUUUAAUUAUUACGAUAUUAUGAUGCGGCUCUCUCUAAGUGAGACAAAUCUACGAUUUCAAUCGUUUAUAUUAUAUCAGCUGUGCAAGGGGUGAAAUAAUUAAUACGAUAUCGAAAUACGGCUGAAUAAUUAAUCGAU